Messenger RNA from Penicillium brasilianum, 1428 nucleotides. NCBI's taxonomy places the organism in Eukaryota, Fungi, Ascomycota, Eurotiomycetes, Eurotiales, Aspergillaceae. The record is from the annotation of a GenBank genome assembly.
CUCUGCUUUUUCGAGCAAGGACACUCGCUAUUUGACGUCGGUUGUUUGUACGGAAACAUCCGGCGUCGCUCAUAGCUCUCAGUAGGCCCCUGGACUGCCAACUAUACUAUGCACGUGAAGCCACCAGUCUCCCUUCACUCCUCUUCCAACUCACGAAUUCUGAAACUUUCAUUUUCCCAACUUGCUCGUUUCUCUUUAAGAACUCUCUUUUAUCAACACUGCAACGAGUCUCGCUCUUCAGAGCAUCCACCAGCGAUGGACCCAAUCCAGCAGUACUCCGUGGGCAACCCCGGAUCCCCAUCUACGGUGAUCUCACCGAAUCCCCCUCCUCGUCGUGGAAAGGUUCUAGUCUCUUCAAGCCGGGCUACCCCAGUGAAGAAGGCUGCUCCUGCCAAAAUCAGCCCAGCAAUGCAACGUGUUUCUGCAAGCCCCGUGACUCCUGCGAAAGGGAGCCCCAAGAGAAAAGCAGGAGACGCUCACGGUCCCGGAGAAGGUUCUCCAACUCCAAAGUCCUCUAAGGCUUCUCCGACUAAGCGAGCUCGCCCGGCUCCUGUCAUCAUCAAAUAUCAUGGCUCAGAGUCUCGUGCCCGUUCUUGGCGUGACUCACCUCCUGAUUCCCAUCUUGAUCGAGUAGAUCGGAUCAACGCAUCGCGCAUGUUUAUUGUCGGCCAGCAAAUCCGGGAAACUGACGAAGUUCCCGAGUUUUACUUUGACAUUGUCGGCUCCACCGGCAAUAUCUACAAGGUCAAGAUCGGGAAGCUGCCCUCUUGUGACUGCCCAGAUGCCCUGUUCCGUGCCCGUGGCGAGUGUAAACAUAUUAUCUAUGUCCUCCUCAAAGCCCUCAACGCUCGUCCUGAGCUUCGAUACCAGAUCUCCUUUGUGCCAUCGGAGCUGCGCGAAAUGUACGAAGGCUCCUUGAUGAGCAUGUUUGAGGGGAAUAGCACCGAGGACCACGAUCAUGAUGGCAAACGCAAGCCUCUAGAGGGUGCCUGUCCCAUCUGCUUCAUGGAUUUUGAGGCCAAGGACAAGACGGUCUGGUGCCAGACGGGCUGUGGGAACAAUGUUCACGAAGUCUGCUUCAAAAAGUGGGCUAGCGUUUCGCUCAGCAGUCAAGGCUCCAUCCGCUGUGUUUACUGCCGCACCAAUUGGCCAACCCCCGGGUCCAACCCCAACGUCGAGAAUCUCCGAAAGAACGGCACCAUCGGGCGAGAGGGCUAUGUCAAUGUCGCAGAGCAGUUUGGCCUGUCGCCGAAACGCGUCUCUUCCGUGUACUCCUCUUCCUCAACUGCCCAACGAUCGCGCUCCUCUGGGCAGCCGCAUGAUGAUGUUGAGCCUCCAUCAAAUUAGGCCCGUCGCCUUGAUUCCGCAUGCUUACUCUGGUGCUACCGAUACGACAUGAAUUACGAUGGGUGGUGGCGUUUCAGGGCA